Cucurbita moschata (crookneck pumpkin) is the source of this 1737-nucleotide messenger RNA. Its product is annotated as putative dual specificity protein phosphatase DSP8. Gene Ontology annotation, biological process: protein dephosphorylation. The transcript is spliced from 6 exons. NCBI's taxonomy places the organism in Eukaryota, Viridiplantae, Streptophyta, Magnoliopsida, Cucurbitales, Cucurbitaceae. Gene Ontology annotation, molecular function: phosphatidylinositol-4,5-bisphosphate 5-phosphatase activity; protein tyrosine/serine/threonine phosphatase activity. The record is from RefSeq and is a predicted model, not a curated record. The coding region runs from base 557 to 1558 and encodes 333 amino acids.
AACCAAUUCGUCGAUUCUUCUACGAGCAUUUGCCAGACUUCCUCUCUGUCUCUGUCUCUGUCUCUCUCUCUCUCAUUAAUCGGUUUCAGAGAAUGUUAAGCAAAUGGUUGGAGUAGAAUCCAAUCCAUGGUAGCUUCUCAAUCCCUAACCAAAUUCUAGGGUUCUGUUGUCGAAAUAUUCCGUCGUUUUUUUCCCCAAUUUCGUUCUUCCCCAAAUCGAUUGUCAUUCGUGUUGAUCAGUUGCAGUUUCCAUCUCCGCCGAUCCUGUUCUUGAUUUCUGGCUUCCAGGAGGGUGGCGACUUCUGUGAGAAUUUCGUUUUUCGCAUUUCUCCUUCGUGAUCUUUCUGGAGUUUGGUUUAGGAAUGAAUGUUAGGUUUUCGCGAUGGGGGAUUUUGGUCACUGGUGUAUAAUCAAAUCAUGCGUGUUGGUUGAGAAUUUUUCUAUUUAGGGCAAACGGGUGGGGAUUGUUGGUUUGUUUAUGUGUUGGAGAUUAUUGGUGUUCUUUGACUAUUCGGUUUAUUGCAGUUGAUUUUUUUGGGGUUUUUUAAUUUGAGGAUAUGCAUAUUGAGGAAUUGAAGGAAGGGGAGUUGCAGAGUGGGGAAGAGGGAAAUUCAGGUUCCAUUGUAAGUAAUUUGGAGGACCAGAGCGUUAUUAGGUCUGAUGUUAAAAGGAUCGUUGUUGGAGUUGGGGCUCGUGUUCUUUUCUACCCGACUUUGCUUUACAAUGUUUUCAGAAAUAAGCUUCAGACGGAGUUUCGUUGGUGGGACAGGGUCGAUGAGUUUAUAUUGUUAGGUGCUGUUCCAUUCCCUGCCGAUGUUCCCCGUUUGAAGGAGGUUGGCGUUGGAGGAGUGAUAACACUAAAUGAGCCAUAUGAGACUUUGGUUCCUUCAACUCUAUAUCGUGAUUAUGACAUUGAUCAUCUGACCAUUCCAACUAGAGACUAUUGCUUUGCACCUUUAUUGAGUGACAUUUGCAUUGCUACAAAUUUCAUCCACAAAAAUGCAUUGCACGGACAGACUACAUAUGUUCAUUGUAAAGCUGGACGAGGGCGUAGCACAACCGUUGUUAUCUGCUAUUUGGUGCAAUACAAGCAAAUGACGCCAGAUGAAGCUUACAAACACGUGAAGUCAAUCAGGCCAAGGGUGCUUCUAGCAUCAUCACAGUGGCAGGCUGUCCUGGAAUUCUACCACAUGAUUGUUCAGAAGGAUGUUUCCUUCUGCCACAUAGAUGAUCUAGGAAAGAAAGUAUCUGGAUCAUCACACGAUCUUAUCACAUUUGAUGAUAGUUCUGUAGUUGUUGUAAAAGGAUCUGAUCUCGAAGGAUAUGACCCAAGUAUCAGCCAAAGUGAAAUGGGCGAUAUCUGGGCAGAUUUAAAUGUGGUCUGCAGAGUUCGUGUUGCUGGUCAGGCAGCCCUCACAAGAAUCUCCUGUUUGUGGCUCAGCUAUCGAGAAAAACACCAUAGCAAGAAAAUUUCAGGAGAUGAUCUAGGUGUUGGGAAGGGCUGUUCACUCAGUGCUGCUCAUUUGGAAGGGUUCAGUGUGGACAUCCAUGUCUAUUAAACCAAUUCAGAGGUCACAAGUUUUCUGUACUUACCUCUUAUAUAUGCUAAAAUAUAGUGAAAUAUGUAUCGGGCAGAUUUGAAAUUGUUAAUAUCAUGUACCUAUAAGUGAGAUUAUCAUGUCCAAUAUGUAUUCAUCCUGAACAUGUUAAUGCAAUUCUUAUGUUUCAUGAAUUCGAA